AUGGUGCCGGCAGCACUGCCCGUCCGGCACCGCUUCGCGGGAAGGAUUCUGAGACCAAUCGGCAGCCAGGAUGAGAGGAAGACCGGCAAAGGGAGCAGGAGGAGGCGGGUCCGUGUUGCCGUAGCAGCGGGACGCCGCGAGGCGGGUGCGCCGCGCAGAGGAUAUGAUACAGCUGGAACAGACUUGGAGAAGGAUGACAAAGACAGCAGAAGGCAGAGAAGGACUUUAUUACCAGUAGCAGCAGAUUUCCAGAGAAUGAGUCAAGCUGGUGAUGAAAGUUCCAGUUCCGAUGAAGAAGAAUUGGAAGUCAAAAAGGAGCAACCUAUCUGUGCUUUAGCUCCAACAGUGUAUACCCGAGAUGAAGGAUCCACUGAUGUAACAUCAAGUCCUGCAUUUCAGUGUUUAGAUGAGCUAUUUUCUGCUGGAAAACUUACUGGCUCCAGAGUAGCUGAGCUGAAGGCAAAGUACAACCUGCUGCAUGAAACUGUGAGAAGUUUGCAAGAAGAGAAAGGACUUCUGGAAAAAGAAUAUGAAAGAAUUCCAAAGCAAGGUGAAGCAGAUAAGAAAAUUAAAAAAAUGAAAGAAGAUUGUGAUGAGCUCCUCAAAGAAGUAAUCCAAAGGAAAGCAGAAGUUAACGCAAUGAAAGAAGACAUUUUAUCCAAGCAGAAGCUGAUGAUAAUAGAUAAGAAAGAAGUGGAAAAGCUUCUGGAGGUCCAGGACGGUUUAAAAGAUGAAUUAGUUAAGAUCCUUGGUGUUCCAGUGCAACUUAGAAAGGAAGCUGAGAAGAUAAAUCAGAAAAAAACCGAUGCAGAGAAUCAAAAUGAAGACCUUAAUAGCCAAAUGCAGGAGUUAAACUGUGCCCUGAAAGAUAUUGACAAAGGGACAGAAAAUAUCUUGCAAGAAAGAGAAGAUGUAAUGAAGGAAUUGGAUGGAAAAAGAGCUUUGCAGGAGAGCAAAGAACAAGAAUGUGCUGCUUUGAUAAGAUUGCUAGAAAUUGGCAGAGAAAAGGAACUGAUGAUCCUGGUAGAGAGAGACUCUCUGAACCAUGCAUUAAAGGAACAAAUCCUUGAGAAAAAGCAACAACGGGAAACUCUCAUUCACAUGCAAGUAGAGAAAGAUAAAGAACUGAGAAAUCUGAAAAAGAUGGAGCUACAGCUGAACACGAUUUAUGAGUCCUUGGAACAAGACAAGUCACAGCACAAAACAUUGAAAUUAGAGGCAGAAGCUAUCCCUAAAAUUAAUGGAGUAUUACUAGAAAGAAGACGAGAACUGCAGAAGGAAAUUGAAAUGAAAAAGAGAUGUUUAGCUAAACAGGAGCUGGUAUCAGGUAUGGAUGCCCGCAUGUUAGAGGAAUGUAUUGCUGAAGAAGGCCGGCUGUUCAAGGAGCAGGAAAGAUGCCGCAGUGAGUUAUCCAGACUUGCACAGCUGACUUGGCUGAAAGUUGAAGAGAAGGAACAGAAAUCAAGGGAAGUUCAGAAAGUCCAGAUGCAACUUCAAAAUAUUAUUAAAGAAAUAAAAAGAAAGGAUCUUGAAAUAGAACACUAUAAGAAGAGGAAAAGAAGAGUCCAGAAAGAACUCCAAGGAGUUGCUAAAAUGUGUGAUAUAAUCCAAAGUGAAAGGAAUAAAUGUAUACAUUUGGUGCAUGUUGCUCAGCAGAAAACAACUGAAAUUAAAGACCGGAUAAAAGUAAAAGCAAGUGAAAGAGAAACUUUAAGGAAUACUCUUAUAACCCAAGAAAGAGAACUGCAGAAACAACACAUGAAGAAUAAAAAUAACGUAGCAAUUAAAGAGAGUCUCAAAAACGAUUGCUCCAAAGUCAUGCAAGUCAUGUAUGAAAUGAACGAAAAGAAAAAGCAACAGGUUUUGGAUCUUGACAGACUUGCCAAUAUUGUUAUCCACAUUGAAGAGGAAAUUGCGCAGCUGCACAAAAAGUACAAAAGAGCCAUUGAGGAACAAAACGAGAGUGGCCUUCUGCUUAGAAGUCGAGAAGAAGAAAUAUGUAUUUUAUAUGAAAAAAUAAAUGUACAAGAGUUUUUGUGUAGAAAAGGAGAUAUUGAGAUGCAAGCUAUGGAUGAAAAAAUCAGUUUUCUGAAGAUGAAGGUGGCUGAGAAAGAGAGACAGAUUAAAUUCUGGCUCAAAGCACUCCCAAUGAAGAGAGCCCUGGAUGCAGAGUUGGUCAUACUUCAGAUACAGUAUUCCCAGUGCAAGGACAGGAUUAAAGAGAUGGAGGAAAUCUUUGUUGACCCCAUGAAUGAGAGCAGAAAGCGAGACCUGGGAGGGAAGGACCCGUCUCCACCUGAACUGCAGAAGAAGAUUGAACAGCUGGAGGUGGAGCUGGUACAGAAGGAGGAGAAGCUGCUGGAGACAGACAUGAUCUACGAACACAUUGCCCGGCUCACAGACAAGAUCCGUGCCACAGCAGAGAAUGGGAAGCAGGGCACGCUGCUGUUAGCAACAAGGAUAAAUGAACUACAGAAGAAGAUAAAAGACAGGACCCGGAAGAUGAUGGCUCUUGUGGCAGAGUUAUCCAUGAAGCAAGCACUUGCCAUUAAACUCCAGCAGGAAAUGAGAGACAGAGAAGAGUUUUUGAUGAUUGUUUCAUCAAGGAUAGAUCAAGGCCUCCCUCCUCCUAAAGAGACAGAGAUUGAAUGGUUGAAGGUUUUACGCGAUGAGAAGAUGCACAAAGAAGCAGCAGAGGCCAGAGCUAGACAGGCUGCAGAAGAGGAACAAGCUGCAGUGCCCGGCCAUGUCCUCACAACAGCUGAACCACGGCCAACUGCUUAUGUCCCAGAUGAUGCAUACAGCCUGCCAGUGCCACGGCCCUAUGGCGCUUUGGCUCCUUUCAAGCCAAGCGAACCCGGUUCAAAUAUGAGACAUUUCAGAAAACCAAUUAUAAAGCCAAUCGAAAUCUGAGAAGACAACACAAGGAGGAAGAGAAGCCCUUACCAGUUGCUGAGUAUCACAGGUCAAUAGCAUUCAGACUACAUGAAAUGCCCAUUAGAGUAUAGCCAACUUCCACACGGUAAACAAAGUAGUACUUAAUGCCAGAAGCACAGCUAAAUAUUCAGUGAUACAAGUUCCUUCCUUCUGACUACGUGGAGCCUGGUAUGCCAAAUGCACUGCAGUAUUUUAAAAUGAGUAAUUAUCAUACCACGCUUUUGUUUUUUCAGGUCAAGUUUUAUUGCAUCUAUUUUACAGCACAUUUCAUUAAAAAGAAUAAGGUAGAAGAUCUUCUCUGGUUACCAAUAGCACACGAAUGAAGUCUCCACAUAUUACACAAAUACACCACCACAGCUUUCCACAGUCCAAGACUGAAAAAAAUUAUUCAACUGACAAAAAUUUAUGUCACUGUUCAAAAUAGGAAAAAGUGCACACCAAAAACUAAACCCACUUCAAUUAUUCAUAAAUAAUAGUUGAAAAUGAGGAGAAAACAACCUCCAGCAGUUCUUCCUGAAGCUGAGUUUUGAACCAUAAUACUAAAAGUUAGAAGGAAAAAAUUCAGUAAAACUCAUUCCAUGCUGCUGUGAAGAUACAUUUCCAAAGAAUUUUCUUCUUGUCCUGCAUUGCAUUCAAUAUAUUAUAAGCAUCUUAAAAAAAAAAAAAAAAAACAUACAUAAAAUCCCUCUCCCAUAUAAUUUAAGGAGACUACAUUUUGUGCUAAUUACAUAGCUCAAUAUAUUAGAAUCCCACUCCAAAGGCAGAAGUACCGUAAGACAAUACAUGACCACCACAAGGAAUGAGUAUCAUUAUUGAUGAUUAUAUACAAAGACUGAUGCCUCAUUUGUUAUUCUUACCUAUUUUACAUCAUCACAUCAAGAAAUGCCUUUAUUAGUCUAAGUGAGUAAAUAGUGGCCAAUUUUUUGUUACUGUACAGCUGGACUACCCUUUCCAGCACUGUCUGUCUCAUUAAAACUGUUGAGAGAAUA
Molecule: messenger RNA, 3926 nt
Organism: Lagopus muta (rock ptarmigan)
Lineage: Eukaryota; Metazoa; Chordata; Aves; Galliformes; Phasianidae
Gene: CCDC146
Product: coiled-coil domain containing 146
Exons: 20
Coding region: 1-2913 (970 amino acids)
Cellular component (GO): cytoskeleton
Source: RefSeq, a predicted model, not a curated record